Molecule: messenger RNA, 2075 nt
Organism: Cannabis sativa
Lineage: Eukaryota; Viridiplantae; Streptophyta; Magnoliopsida; Rosales; Cannabaceae
Product: lysM domain receptor-like kinase 4
Exons: 1
Coding region: 103-1983 (626 amino acids)
Biological process (GO): protein phosphorylation
Molecular function (GO): protein kinase activity; ATP binding
Source: RefSeq, a predicted model, not a curated record
CAAAGGCAAUCAUUUAACCAAUAAAAAAUGAUUAUUUUCUCACCUUUAAAUUCUAAGUAACUCUUCUUAUUUUCAAGUUGUGUUUUUUCUAAUCAAACAGCCAUGAAAUACUACUAUUAUUAUUACCACUACUUUGUUAUUGUUUUGAUCAUAAGAGUCAACUUAAUCUAUGGUCAACAAUAUUAUGACCCAAAUGAUUGUUCUUCAAAUGUAACCAAUCAAGGUACAAGAUAUACAUGUAAUCAUUUAUCUCAAGAUUCAUGCAAAACAUUUCUUGUGUAUAGAGCUAACCAAAAAUUUCAGGCAAUUUCAACAAUCUCAGCUUUGUUUAAUCUCAACACUAAUGAUUUACUUCACUUAAACAAUCUCACAUCUUCAUUUGAGUCACUCAAAACAGGUAGAGAUGUUCUUAUUCCCAUAAAUUGUUCUUGUUUGGGUCAAUUUUUUCAGUCAAAUUUUAGCUACACACCUCUUCAAAACACAUCACUAAUAGAAAUUGCUUGUGGGGUUUUUAAUGGGUUAGUGAAAAGGAUUACUCUUUACUUAGAAAAUCCAUUUGGAACAAGAAAUUAUGUCAAAGCUGGUUCAAAUAUUCACUUGCCAUUAAAUUGUGCUUGUCCUGAUAAUUUGACUAGUCUUAAGGGAAUAAAGUAUUUGGUAACAUACCCUUUAAUUGAAGGUGAUAAAACAAGUGAUUUGAUUAGGAAAUUUGGUGUUUCACUUAAUGAUUUAUCUGAAAUUAAUCAUUUGGGAAAUGGAGAGCCAACUAUUUUUACAAGUACAACUAUUUUAGUUCCUUUAAGAGUUGAUUCAAUCAUAAAUUUAAGUAUCCCAAGUUUCACACAUGGACCAUCCCCACCUCCUAAUUUUCUUCCAAUUUCAAAAAAACCAAUGAAAAGUUCAAUACAAAGGAAGGUGUUGUUUAUAGUUGGAUGUGUUAUUGGGAUAUUUCUACUACUUUUGUUAUUGGUAACUUGUGCUAUUUAUUAUAUAAGAGCCUUUAUGAAAAUGAAGAAAGGGAAUAAUAACAACACCAAGUACCAUUCCUUCACUACUCCAAUCUCUUCUUCUACUUGUUUAUCUCCUGAUUUUCUUGUUGGGAUAAAAUUUUCUUUGUUAAGUUAUAGUAUGGAAGAGAUUAAGAGGGCUACAAGGGAUUUUUGUGAAGAGAAUAAGGUUUGUUCUCAAGUCUACAAAGGUAACAUGGAUGAUCAUAAUGUUAAUGUGAUUGUUAAGAAGAUGAGAUUUGAAGAAACUCGCCCUGUUAUUGAUCUACACUCGAAAAUCAAUCACAUCAACAUUGUUAAGUUACUUGGUGUUUGUUAUGGAGAAAGUGAUGAUGAUUUUUCAUGGUGUUAUGUUGUGUUUGAGUACCCUACAAAAGGGUGUUUAAGAGAUUGUUUAACUAAUCAAACAACUCCUCUUAAAUGGCAUCAAAGGACACAAAUCGCCUUUGAUAUAGCUACCGGUCUUCAUUACUUAAACUUUUGUACAUUUCCUUCUUAUGCUCAUAUGAAUUUGCAUAGUAGAAACAUUUUUGUUACAUCAAAUUGUAGAGCAAAGCUUGGUGACAUAGGUUCAACUCCUUUUGGUGCAUCUUCUAAGGGAAAUUAUUGCAACAACCGAAGUGUUCGGGCCCCAGAGUACCUUCCACAGAGCUUGGAAUCAGAUAAGAUUGACAUAUUUGCAUUUGGGACUGUUCUUCUUGAGCUCAUUUCAGGUAGAGAGUGUUGUGAGGAGAAAUCAUUUAGAGAAUCCAUUAGAUUCUUGGGAGGUAGUGGAGAUAGUAGUGAUAAUAGUGAAGGUGGUUGCUUUGAACAACUCAAGUGUUUCAUGGAUCCAUCUCUUAAACAUGAUUAUUCUCUUGCUGAAACUUUGUGUUUGGCUGUUUUAGCCAAGGCUUGUGUGGAAGAUGACCCUUUACAUAGGCCAUCUAUGGAGGAUAUCAUCAAAGUUCUUGCAAGAAUGGUGUAUUCAUUCUAGUAAUGUAAAAAAAAGUUACUAGUAACUAGUUACUCAUUCAUCAUUGUAACUUAAUUAAACAUAUAUGAAUACAUGUAUAUGAUUUCAAGAAG